AAAAACAAUUGCAAAAUUCGUUGCACUUGACAACCGAAACCGUUAGUUGCCAUAAUUUGGACAUGUCGUGCGCUCGAUGAAGGCGUUACAAAAAUUUCUAGUAAUUCACCGACAGGAUUAACAAUGUUUUCCCGGGCCGCUAAAUCAAUCGUGAAGACCAUCAGUCAGCGGAAGUAUCACGUUGGUGAUGAAAACAAGCUGGCGAUGAUUGGAGGCACAGGUGGAAUUAGCCGAUCCUUGUCGCAGAUGCUGAAGCAAACCUCAAAGCUCGAUGUCCUCGCGUUGUACGACGUGGCUUCGUUGAAUAAAAGAUUUACAUCGAUACCGAACCGCCUGCAUAAUCUCAACAUCGGUGAACCGAUUAAUUCCGAGAAACCGACGCUGUUCUCGAUGUUGGAAAAAUCACAAUCGAGUAGAGGCAACAUCGAACCGGUUGAAACCCAAGAACUAAUUGAAAACCUACGUCGUCUACCCCUCGCCGAAGAGAGUGCAGCAGAGCAAAUAAUGAAAACCGACAGAAUGGGAUCGCAGCUGCAGCCAACACCGGGGUCCCUGAACAGGCACCAACAUCAGAAUGAUAAGGUUUUCGAAGGCAAACACGAAGACAGAACGGAAUCUUUGGGAAACCUUCGGAGAUUUUCGAAGGCGACGCUUAGGAACUGCCUUCGAGCAAAGAGCCAAUACUGUUUGGGAUCAUCUUUUGGAAAUUAUUCAGGAAACACUUGGAAUUGGGCGUGUUCGUCGAUAUUACAUAACCCAGGACUCGUCUCUGCUAGAAACUUCGGCACCAGGUCUAAUGUGGUCUGGUUAUCGAACGAACUGACCAACUACAUAAAGCAAGAACAAACGAGGUUUCUUCAAACGACCUCCAAUCUGAUGGGGAAAGGUAAGAAGAAGCCACCCUCGACGCGUCCGCCAAAGUCGCCAGGUUCGAGUAAUCAAAGGAGAGGACCAUGCAGACAGCCCAGCGAACGUCAGAAGCCCUGCCCUCCAAUGGAAAAGUGUAUCCCACCGGCACCACCUUGCUGUCGUCGACGACCAGUGAACCCCAAGUGUCCCGACCGUCCUCGACCACCUUGUCCACCACCGUGUCCCACUCCGUGUCCCAAACCACCGGAGAAGCCUCCACCACCAAAAAUAUGCUACCGAAAGUGUCCUCCGCCACCGAAGCUGCCGAGACUUCCAAGACCUCCAAAGAUUCCAGCCCCACCGCCACCUCCACCGCCGCCGAAGAUACCUAAACCACCCAGGUGCCCUCCACCCUGUCCACCGCCUCCUGCACCGCCCCUUCCCAAGUGUCCGAGAGCUCCAAAGUGUCCCGAGUGUCCACCGCAAAAGGAAUGUCCACCACCACCGCCUUGCGAACCCUGUCCUUGCCCGUUACCAUGUCCGCCACCCUGUUGCCCACCACCGCCACCUUGUCCACCUUGCCCCCCGCCGAUCCCCUGUCCCAAACCUCUACCUUGCCCACCUCCGCCUGCACCAAGAGCCUGCCCACCAUGUCCACCUUGUGCGGAAUGUCCCGAGCCUCCACCCUGUCCGCCGCCACCCCCCUGCUGCCCUUGUCCCUGUCCUAAACCACCUCCUCCGUGUCCUUGCCCUAAACCCUGUCCACCUUGCAAGAAAGCAGCAAAGCCGACUAAAUGCCCAGACGAUGUUCCAUCCUGUCCGAAGUGUCCCAAAAGGAACCCAAAGAAAAGAAAGAUGUCUACGUAUCAGGUGAUCUCUAGAUUUCUUCCUCUAAGAAAUCAGUAUAGAAAGCUGCACGUAUCUACGAUGCUGUUGAAGAAAUCGGACAAGUCCAGUUGCGAGAACGUGGGAGAUAUAUGCCAGGGUGAUAAGUCAAACACCUGCGCGAAAUCCUGCAGGAGGGAUGACUGUGGCAAGAAGAGGCAAAAGUGCAGCGAUCAAUCGAAGAAAAUGCAGAAAAAGAAAUGGAAGAAGAAGAAGAGGAAGAAGAAGAAGAAGGAAGAUUGCAUACAGACGUGUAUACCAAUUGGAAAGUGUCAAAUUCCUCAGUUCACCAAACCACCGAAGAUGGAGUAUGGACCGGCAAAGUGUCCCGCGCCGAAGUUUGCCUCACCGAAACCAUGUCCAGAACCACCUGAGCAGGAGCCCUGCGUGGAAGUUCGAACUUUAGCGAAACCGAAGGAGAUUUGCCCGCCUCUUCCUCUUCCUAAACCACCUACCGAUCCUGUAGUACUUUGUCCUUGUCCACCACCCCCGAAAAUGCAUCCUGGUCCGUGUCCUUGUUACGAUACGAAGAAAGAGAAAAAAGAACAAUCGAAGCCUGUGAAACCGUGUAACGUUAGAGAAAAGUAUGUCUGUCCACUGGAGGCUCACUACUGUCCCCAGGAUAAGCAGGAUUGCAAGAGGCAGAAACCUUGCGAUUCCAAGAGAUCGGAGAAGAAAAAGAAAAAGAAACCUUGAAGGGCACGAUAGAAGAGGAGACUUGGGUACGGAACGAAACAAUCGCAGAGAGGAUCUCAGUUUUCAGCGAAGUCUAAUCAGAUAAUGAUAUUCGGUCUCCUGGAUCCAGUGGUGGUUUAAUGAUUUUCGGUUGACUCGUCUACCAGCUGUUCGUUCGACGAUUAAAAAAUUCUAUUGCUUCUUCAUUUUCGAACUGAUCCGAAGAGAAUCUGAAGAACGAAACGCAAAAGGGUGGAGGAAUCGACUGUUCGUGUGUAUUCUUUGUCGCGUGUCUGACGCGUUGCUUUCGUCUUAAAUUCGUCGAGUCUCAUCACGUACAUCCUCGAGGAUCCUGAAGAAGGUGAAAAGCCGUGACAGAACGCUGCACCGUGUCGUUUUCAGAAUCACGAACGAGCCUCAUCGGACACGCGACACUCGAUAUACAUUUGAUUAAUUUUUUUUAUUUCUCUAAGAGUCCAAGUACUAAAUUCGAGUAGACUUCGCGAAUGGAAAACUGUCGAUCCCUUUCUGCGUUUCUGCGGCAUGGAAGAUUAGCUCGGGAAAAACGCACCAUCAUCGAGGCUCAGUUUGAAAAAUUCUGUUGUACAACCUUAGCGAGACGAGAAAUUCCGUCGACGAAAUUAAAUAAAUCUUUUACACAUGGAUCGCUUA
This is a messenger RNA of Osmia lignaria (orchard mason bee), 3081 nucleotides long. RefSeq lists its product as uncharacterized. The record is from RefSeq and is a predicted model, not a curated record. NCBI's taxonomy places the organism in Eukaryota, Metazoa, Arthropoda, Insecta, Hymenoptera, Megachilidae.